Camellia sinensis is the source of this 804-nucleotide messenger RNA. Lineage: Eukaryota; Viridiplantae; Streptophyta; Magnoliopsida; Ericales; Theaceae. The record is from RefSeq and is a predicted model, not a curated record.
AUGGAGUUGCCCGACGAUGUUCGCCAUAUAGUCGAUCAGGCCAGCUUUGGCAUUUUCUGCAUGGGACUCUCGCGCCUUACUGCGAGUAGGCCCCCUCUAGGUGCGCUAGUGGAGAGGUGGUGGGACACCACCGAUUCCUUCCACCUUUUUGCUACAAGGGAGAUGACGAUGACUCCCUUCGACUUCUCCAUGCUCACCAGUAUCGGAGUUGAAGGUGAUCUGAUUCCCUUCGACACCGAUAUGGGUGAGUGGGAUGCUGCCCAGAUCUACUUGCUCGACGCUCGACCACCUCUCUCUUGGCCAAGGUUUGUGAGAUAUUCUUGGUUCGAGGACCAGUUUCGAAUACAGGCGCCUACGACUCGUGAGGAGGUGGAGCAGUACGCUCGAGGAUUCAUCAUGUUAUUGCUGGGCACCACCUUAUUCGCCGACCGGGUGAACACUGUUGCCCUAUAUCUACUGAGCACGCUAGUGGAUGUGACAUGGAUCAUGCGCUACGACUGGGGUGGCGCAGGCCUAGCCACGUUUUACGGAUACAUGAGCUCUUUAUCCCACCGCAGCAGACAUCUGCUUGGAGGCUAUUGGCGAGCCUGGGAGUUGUGGGUGUAUGCCUAUUUUCCGAGGCUUGCUCCAGAGCCAAAGGUGGAGAUGCCUCUUGCUGUCCUAUUUUCUCAUCGAUUCGAUGUGAGGUGCGAGCGGAGGCCGCAGGAGUCUUUCCUAUUCUUCCGCAGAUACUUCGACACCGUUACCGCCGCAGAGAUUACCUGGCAACCCUGGGCUGCGUUGUCGGAGGCAGUUAGAGACUAG